Molecule: messenger RNA, 1344 nt
Organism: Tarenaya hassleriana
Lineage: Eukaryota; Viridiplantae; Streptophyta; Magnoliopsida; Brassicales; Cleomaceae
Product: casein kinase II subunit beta-1-like
Exons: 6
Coding region: 227-1114 (295 amino acids)
Cellular component (GO): protein kinase CK2 complex; cytoplasm
Molecular function (GO): protein kinase regulator activity
Source: RefSeq, a predicted model, not a curated record
AAAAACAAAACAAAACAAAACACAAACAUAGGGAGAAACAAAAAUCCGCCUGUGCCUACAGACUGCUUGCGAGAUAGAUAGACGCAACCAGGCACGCGAGACGAGUGCUUCGCAUCAAAACCCUAGGAACCUUCCCCACCGCCCUCGCUUGCGGUCGAUCCAUCUCAUCGGCAUGAAUCGGCGCUGACGGUGUCUUCUCAGCGGCGUAUAACCAUACCGAGAGAUCAUGUACAAGGAGAGAGCGAUGGUUGCCUCGAAGGCGGACGUGGUGGAUCGGAAGCGGAUCUCCAACGCGCUCGAUAAACAUCUUGAGCGGCCAUCUCCAUCGACGUCCCGGUCCCUCAAUGGCAAGGGCAAGGGAACCUCGGCGGCUGCGCACUCCGUCUUGAUGGGGAAGCAACCCCAUGACCACAGGGAUUCGCGCUCUACUUCUCUCUCCAAGAACAACGUUUUCGACGAUGAAUCGGAAACAGACAGUGAAGAAUCAGAUGUCAGCGGCUCUGAUGUAGAGGACACCUCAUGGAUAUCUUGGUUCUGCAGUUUACGUGGAAACGAGUUCUUUUGUGAAGUCGAUGAUGAUUACAUUCAGGACGACUUCAACUUGUGUGGACUCAGCAGUCAAGUUCCUUACUACGACUAUGCCCUUGAUUUGAUUUUGGAUGUAGAAUCUUCUCAUGGUGAGAUGUUUACAGAGGAACAGAAUGAAUUGAUCGAGUCAGCAGCAGAGAUGCUUUAUGGUCUGAUUCAUGCUCGUUAUAUAUUGACGAGCAAAGGAUUGGCUGCCAUGUUAGACAAAUACAAAAGCUAUGACUUUGGAAGAUGCCCAAGAGUGUAUUGCUGCGGCCAACCUUGUCUUCCGGUUGGUCAAUCGGACAUCCCUCGAACGAGCACAGUAAAGAUAUAUUGCCCAAAAUGUGAAGACAUUUAUUACCCCCGAUCAAAAUACGAAGGAAACAUAGAUGGAGCAUACUUUGGGACGACAUUUCCGCAUCUGUUUGUGAUGACGUAUGGGCAUCUGAAGCCACCGAAAGCACCUCAAAGCUACGUUCCAAGAGUGUUUGGGUUCAAGAUUCGCAAGCCUUGCCUUGAUUCAAACCCACAACAGAGGAGAUGAUUGCCGCUAGAAGAAGAAGAAAACCAAAAAAGAGAGGCCCGGAAUCUGUAGAAAACAUGUGGGCUUAUAACGCCUUGUAAUCUUUGUCCUUGGUUUCUCGAUACCCAUCAAAAAGCACAAAAAGUUUUUUUUGUUUUUAAAUGCAUGGAUUGAUGUUGUCUGACUGUCGUGUUUGGUGGAUGGAGUAGUAGUCGGUGAGACUCAUUGUCCAAACCAAAGGAUUUGACGUU